CACGUCAUUUGCAAAAUCUAAUAGCGGCUCCAUCAAAUAUUACUCGCAUCAGCUGCUCUUGGUGAUGCGCUAGCGCCCAAGUUAAGACUUUCCAUAAACACAUAGUAUCAGUCCACGGUUUAAACGGACAUAGUGGCGGUGGUAGCAGUAGAAGACUGUAAUAUUAUUCAUCGGAAUCGGAACGAUGGAGGAAUUAUAUCAUCGCACGAGGCAUGACAUGGAGGAGGUGGAUCGGGCCUUCCGAAGGUUUGAUCAGGCUAAAGACGAGCAGGAGUUUGACACUCAUGUCGAUCAACUAAUCGAAACGAUAUUCAACAAGUGCGAGCGAUUAAGUAUAUUAGUGCAUAAGGAGCCAGCAUCACGACGGCACCUUGCCAUGCAGAAAGUCGACCAGUUGAAGUACGAUGCGAGACACCUUAAAGCGGCACAAGAGAACCUCAAGCGAAAGCGGGACGAGCGACGCGCACACGAACGCAAUAGAGAAGAGCUUCUUCACCGAACGUUUCGUGCCAAUGAUACCUCGAUCGAUAUGGACCACAUGGUCGUAUUUCACACAAAGGCGCAAGACGCCAAUCGUAAUGUGGACGAUCUUAUAUCCCAUGGCGGCUUGAUUCUUGACAAUCUGCGUGAACAGAAACGACGCCUAAUGAAUACACGGAAACGCAUCUUCGACAUUGUCAAUCAGCUAGGAAUGUCUAAUACGCUUAUGCGGCUGAUUGAGAAACGUGGCGCCCAAGACAGAUACGUUCUUUUUGGCGGAAUGGCUGUCACGCUUUUUGUCAUGUUCGUUAUCGUAGUUUACUUUUAUUAAGCAAAAAGACAGGAGGCAAAGCGUUUUGAGUGACAAGCUCAAGUGGACAAACAUGACGGUAUUUUCUCACGCGAUUCACGCUUCUACCCAAAAGUCUAAGAAAAAAACGAAUUUAAAUGAAUACUGUAUUUUUAGGUGUGGCAUUGUAAUUACAAUGCAACUGGAACGAAAGUAUGAACUUGACGAUGGGAUAACAGCAACAAUAUAUAACCAUGUUGCUUGUUGCUACAAUUUGCUAUCAAUGGUACUAAUUAUAGGUGAAAUUGCUCUAUGUGGAUCAUACUGAAAAAAUAUUAUUUACGGUUAGGUACUGACACUGAGAGUAUUUUGGUGAUUCAUUUAAAGAAAAAAGAAUAGAACGCCUUCAAGAUUUCAGAUAUUAAACAGCACCAGAUUAAAUAGAUAAUGUGAGAUAUAAUAAAAUACGGACGGAUAUAUUGGAUAUAUUAAAAUAACUUGAUAUUUGACAAACUCAACGAAAUGUAUAGUACUUAUUGUAGAUAACAAUACAAAAGCGGGUCAAGGUAGCGAUAGCAGCGUUGUGCAAAGUUGUCAAAGUAUAUCGUGUAAGUUUUAAUGCAUUAUAAACAAAAAUAAAAAUGUAAUGAA
Varroa destructor (honeybee mite) is the source of this 1420-nucleotide messenger RNA. RefSeq names its product golgi SNAP receptor complex member 2 (gene Membrin). The record is from RefSeq and is a predicted model, not a curated record. Gene Ontology annotation, biological process: vesicle-mediated transport; vesicle fusion. Gene Ontology annotation, cellular component: late endosome membrane; Golgi apparatus; endoplasmic reticulum membrane. Lineage: Eukaryota; Metazoa; Arthropoda; Arachnida; Mesostigmata; Varroidae. Gene Ontology annotation, molecular function: SNAP receptor activity; SNARE binding.